Messenger RNA from Pocillopora meandrina, 33342 nucleotides. Lineage: Eukaryota; Metazoa; Cnidaria; Anthozoa; Scleractinia; Pocilloporidae. The record is from the annotation of a GenBank genome assembly.
AUGGUAUGGAUUAUAUAGAACUGAUUUAUCCAGUGUUCUCGUACUAGAAAGCUGGUUCUGGAAAAUCGUUUUAAGUGACUUCAAUUAUCCGUUAACGCUUGACCACCCGAGCAGAUAUCAUCUUUAGAAUAAAGUAAAAGUAAUUCUUAAAUGAUGAUUUUAAUAUUCACUGAAGAAACUGAAAGUUCAAGUUUGCUUUUAAAUGAUUUGCAAGGUAGACAGGGAAAGAGGGUUAGCACACAUUAUAUGAAUGAUUUUCCUUCCAUUAUUUCGCUCAUAGGGAAGAGAUGGCAGCGUAAUUCUCUAUCAUGGAGUCCCAUCAGGCUCUGGGAAUUACCAAGCUGCUGUUGAGAUCAAGCUUAUUGAGGUAUGAACAAAAAUAUUGAAGUUAGAGGAUUUAUGUACCUUACCUUUUUACCUCCACUUCAAUAGCCUAGUGAGUUAUUGUGCGAGAAACAUUUGAGCAUAUUUUCAAAUGCCACACGGAUUAUUGAUUGAUUGUUUAUUCCUCAUCAUUCUUAGGAGGGAUGGAUUUCAACUGAUGGAGUGCCAGUCUCCAGGGAUAGUUUUAUGAGGGUGUUGUCAGAUGUUCAGGGAAUAUUCAUAAGAGCCUCUUAUGGCGAUCGACGCUCCAGUUUAGUCGAGUCAGUUAGGUACGUGAUUACUUCUUUGUGACUACUGAAAGAAACAUUUUCCAUAUAAGAGAUUUACACUGACGUCUUUUACUGUUUGGUAAGCAUUAAAGAUGUCUCUCUCGACGUGGCAUCUCAAGAAGACGCAGGCUAUGGCAAAGCCUUGUUGGUUGAAAAAUGCGAAUGCUCAAAAGGAUACGACGGACUGUCCUGUGAAGUAAGCUAUCAAUUCAGUGUUCAUUUUAUCUACGAAGCAAGGUAUCAAUAUGAAAACAAAUCAUCACCUCGCAUUGUUUUGAUGCUGCAUUGACUUAAAUGUAGGGAAAUGGAUCACCUUGUGUGGCCAGCGUAACCAUUUUUUUAUAAGUUCCUUUCAACAAUGAUUGCAAUUAUUUGUUUUUCUUAAAAAGACAAAAUGUGUGAUUCGUUGCAAAGUUUUGAACUCUUUCCUCUUUUCAUCUACCAUUCUAACAUAGAAACUGCGAUAAAUAUUCAGAGUUGUUUGAUGAUUUCAAAGGUAUCCAGAAGUGAGGCUCAUUCGACUAGACGCCUCACUAGAGAGAGAAAGGGAUGCUUGUUGAAAACGCACCUAGGGACAAAAUACGAUACAUUAUUUUUCUACCGAGGUCUUGGUACAUAGUAUGUACUUUUUUCGUGGUAAACCUACGAUGAUAUAGACGUUCAGUUACAAGAAAGUUAUGUCCUGAAACCGCACGUCAUACCUAGUAACUUUUAAUCACACAAUGGUAUCGCUAUUUUAGAAGCGAUAUCACUUUACGGAAGGGGCUCAUAGCAAACUUGAAUUUAGACGGGUGCUUUUUUUGGAGGGGAGUAUGUGAUAGGUUGGUUUCAGACCAGUUGACUUUUCCAAAAUCAUUUCUCUAAAUCCUUCUCAUGUUGGUUUCUUUUGAUAGUACUGUUCCCCAGGCUACACGCGAACUAGUGAUGGACUCAGUUGUAAAAAGUGUUCGUGUAAUGAACAUUCAGAUGUUUGUGACCAGGAAAAUGGCACUUGCUUUGUGAGUUUUUUCGUUUCCUCUCAAAGGAAUAUAUUACAGUUUUCCUCUUACUGUAAUAUAUGCUUGAUACUUUAAAUGUAUUUUGGCUAUGCGAAGUGUGGUUUUUGCGUUAUAGACAUUAUCAGGAAACGUCAAGAGCACGCAGAGCUUGACGAGAAUAAGUUUUUAUCAACCUUAAUCGAUGGUUAUAGCUGAUUGGAUGCUGUUAUGUAUUCCCUGAUUGUCCCUUCGUUUCUUUAUGACCUCACCGCCAAAUCUUUUAUUUAGGACUGCCGUUAUAACACCGAAGGUUCGCUCUGUGACAGGUGUCGGCUGGGUUACUUUGGAAACGCCUUGAGAGGAACUCCCGCUGACUGCAAGCCGUGCCCGUGUCCGCUGACUAUAUCUCCAAACCAGUACGCCUCUAUUUUUUACCUUAAUUUUUCUUAUAUCCUCUAUGUUAUGCAGCAACAUGAGGUAAGCAGCAAAUUUCGACUAUUUUAAUGGAACUUUUCCACAGCUCGUGCCUUUUUAAUGAAAUAGCCUGGUGACGAUUUGGUCUAUAUCUUCGUCGUGAUGUAGUUGUUUCCAUUUUAGAAAUACCAGAUGAUUAUCUUUUACCAGCAUAUGGCCACAGUAUAGUGUAGCUAAUGUUUCGUUUAUAUUUUCUGAUAUCUGUUUCCAGGUUUAGUCCAACUUGUUUCUUAGACAGUGACGAUCUUCCAACCUGUGACGCAUGCCCUGUAGGAUAUUCUGGACGAAAUUGCGAGUUGUAAGUGUGUUGUGUUCAGCGGUGCCUUUGGGAACUCACAACUUAAGCAGCAUGUGAGGAACGCCAUUUGUGUAACUGGUCAUGCGCUUCAAAAUUCAUGCAAUUGUAUAGCUAGUCUUAUGCGUUUGAACACUGUUUUGCACAACACAUUGCCCCUCUUGUGUCUUUCAUACUUUACAUGAAACUUGAGAAGCUGCAGUUAAAUCCGCGUACUUUGUGCCUACCUACAGAUGUGCAAUAAACUACACAGGAGAUCCCAUGAUACAUUAUUCCAAAUGUGAACUAGCAGGUAACGCCAAAGUUUGUCUGUUCUUUAGCACCAUAAGUUUGUUUUGAAUAAACGGGAACAAAGAUAUUAUAAGCAUAUUUUCUAUCCAUAAAGUGGUUCUUCAGCAGACAAUGCAAUUCGUCGAGGUAGCUUUUAUUCUAUUCGACCUGCUCAUAUUCAAAGUGUUUUGUUGUUGUUGUUUUUUUUGGGGGGGGAUUUUUCUACUCUUUUUUCUCACUUUUCUCGUCUUUCUCUGCUGGUGCCCAACCUGCAAAUUUGUUAAUUUUCAUGACCAGUUCAGUUACGAACUAUAACCAUUUCAUCCUAUUCCGCUGCUUCUUCGUGUAGCACCAACAGAGUGUGACACUCGCGGCAGUUUAGACACUGAUUCUGACGCUCGGCAAUGUCUGUGCAAGGUAAAAACGGAAUUUCGCCACAUUUUUCUAUCUAUGUUAUUGGUUGGCAUCUUGUUGAAAGUUCCAAAAAAAAUUAUGUAUAAUAAUACUCCGUAGGGCUAAUAAAAUAUGCGUAGUUAUUAUUCUCUGCAUCCUUACCAAUCCCGAAUAUAGCUUUGAAAUGUUGUAUCCUAAGCAGCGUGGCAUUUCUGAGUUUCUAAAAGGUUUUCAACCCGUUUGCGGUAAAUAGAAAGUUCAAAAACUAGUUGAGUCUUCCAAGUACUGUACUUAGGCCGAUAGAAAAUACAGAAAAUCCUUACCUGCGUCGACACUUCUUUUUGUAAAAUAUAACUUCAGAAAAUGCGAGCUUUCUCUUCAUUUGUAACGUUUUAAUGAAAGCUAUCCUUUUAUGUCGUUUACCUUUGCAGCUUAACGUCCGAGGUGAUACCUGCGACACUUGUAAACCAGGAUCUUUCAAUUUGCAAGAGGAUAAUCUCGAUGGCUGUACACCAUGUUUUUGCAAUGGAGUUUCUGACAGCUGCCAAAGCGCUAUGCUAAAUAAAACUCAGGUUAGCAACUCAUGCGUUCAUUGUUACGGAGCAGUUGUAGACAAAAUUGAAAAUAAGAGUAUUGAAAGCCAAGAGUAGGUUUUGAAUGUUGAAGCUGUGGUUGAAUUUUUAGAAGAGCAGUUUUAGGACUCCUUCAAGCUACAGUAACGGUCAAAUUAAGAGAUUUUGCAUGUAUUAAUACAUCUGAGAAAUGCAGCAAAAGCAACAUAUGAUGAAAUUAACCAAAGAAUACACUUUUUAGCUUGUGGAUAUUCUUAUAUGACUGUUCAUUACAAGCUGCUACUGCUGUAUUGUUAUAGUAUCUGGUUCGUUUAAAACAUUUAAAACGCAACAGCACGGAAACACUACAUUAGAAAUACAGAGCGAUACACGUCCUUUUGUUUUUUUCAGAUACGUUCUACCUUCUCGGUGGAUGAUCAGAAGAAUUUUACUCUUGUCACAUCUGACAGUUCCCCAAUAAACUCUUCAGAUCUCUUCGUUAAUCCUCUAACAAAGGAACUGACUUUUCAGUCGUUUGUGGAGGACGACGUUCAGGAAGAGAUUUUAUACUGGAAGCUGCCCCAAGAAUACACAGAGAAUAAGGUGAGUUUUGAAAGACUUUUUAAGGGGAGUUGUGUCGCAUAGAGUUACUAGAUGUAGACAAACUUUUAAAUUACCUCACAUUUUUGUUUACAGCUGACGUCAUACGGUGGUUUUUUUAGCUUUGUUGUCUCACACGAGGCAAGUUCUGAUGGAGAAACACUAUACGCGCCAGAUAUCAUCUUAAUUGUGAGUAACAGCAAUAAGUAUUAUAGAGUGGUUUAUCUAUUCAAGAAGUCAUAGCCUCCCAGGCAAAAUGAUGAAAUUCGGUAUUAUUUUUUCAUUGUUAUCAUUAUUGUUAUUAUUAUCAUUAUUAUUAUUAUAGUUAUUAUUAUUAUUAUUAUUAUUAUUAUUAUUAUUAUUAUUAUUACUAUCUCUUCUAUCACAGUCUUUGCUGGUAUUCUUUUUGUGCAUCAGCCGGGCGCAAACCAUGCACCUAAGGCAUCAGUCACUCAAAGCACCUUUCUGGGGAUUCGCGCAGAUCCCAACUGCUUUUGAUACUUUCUAUGUGUUUUCCACUCUCCCCUUCUUUACUGUACCAAGCACGCAAACAACCACAGGGAUCACUACGGUUCUCAUAUGCCACAUUCUCUGUAUUUAUUAUAAUAAUUAUCAUUAUUAUCUAUUAUUAUUGUUAUCAUUAUUAUUAUCAUUAUUAUUGUUAUCAUCAUCAUUAUUGUGAUUAUUAUUGUUGUUAUUAUCUAUUAUUGAUAAUAGAGUCCCACGCGGUAUUAAGAACAUUGUAAUUGACAUCCAAACAACAGAAAGUGCCAUGUCCAUUGAAUUUUAGACUUACAUUAUUUUAUAUGUUCCUUUCUUUAUUAUUCUAUUCGUAAAUAUUGACCUUUACACUAUUUAUCGUUCACAAGUAUUUGAAAGCUUGAAUUCUAAAUAAUUGCUUUUUAUUGUGAUAAUUUUACCAAUGAAGUCUUAUUUUGCCUUAGCUAUGCAAGUUCAUCUGAGUUAUGAUACAUUUUUGUACAUAAAGCACGAUUUUUUUCCUUCUAUAUUCAUCUGUGAAUAUUUUGACUAAGUUGUGAAUAAAGCGUUAUUAUUAUUAUCAUUAUUAUCUAUUAUUGUUAUUAUUUUUUUUAGGGAAGAGACAUAACACUUCAUCACUACAAACGUAGUCCUACCGGAAACGAUCGGGCAGGAGGUUACCAAGUUAUAUUUGAAGAGGUUUGAGGCUCAAUCCCUUCAUUCUCUCCUGAAUUUCUUUCUAAUUUACUCGAUAUGAAAUUAAAGAAAAGUAUUAUUGAAAUUAAAUCUUACUCUUUCAGAAUUCCUGGAUUGACAACACCAAUAGAGAGAUAUCACGAAACCAACUUAUGAAGGCUUUGCACCAUAUUGAGGCACUUUUGAUCAGAGCUUCUUAUAAUACUCAGAUGCUUCAGACAACGUAAGAUGAACAAAAUGUUUGCCAUUUUUUAGUUAUUCGUUUGUAUUCACGAUAAUUACCCUUGCAAGCCUCGUUAACAAGUGAAAAAUUAACAACUGAGCUUAAGAAAGUUCAAGUUGCGUUUCUGUAAAUAGUAAAGGUUUUGCAUGAGCUAUUCUUUCAAAAAACAUUUCCAUUUUUAUAAAUGGUUAUAUCUUUGAUUCAUAAUUUUAGAAAUAUUGGAUGGUGGUAUGAACCGUAAUCUACAAAAUAGUUUUUUCAUAUUGACACGAGCGUCCCUAACGAUUUCUGAUUUCCCAUCCUUUGAAAGAGCCACCUGUAGAAUUCUUAUGGACAGAAAUCAAGUCCAGAACUGAAUUUCAAUUUUAUAUCCUCACUCCUUUCUUUGAUUGUUAAUGUUUUGUAGCCUUCGUGAAGUUUCCAUGGACACUACAACUAAUGCCGUCACUAAUAAGCCUCGUGUUAGCUCGGUUGAACAAUGUGUAUGUCCAGCAGAGUACCAAGGUUUAUCCUGUGAGGUAGGUUCGACUCACUUUAUUUCUAUCCCUCCGUGAAAACUGGUCACACAAUCCUUGAUAUUUACUCUGAGUUCUCACGAAUGGCAUAUUUCUUUUGUUUUUUUCAACCGUUUCAUCACUGAUAACUAUGUAUUCAAUGAAAACUGUUCUUUCUUACGUUCACCAGUCGUGUAAAGCAGGUUACUAUCGAUCACGUGUUGGUCCACACCUUGGCAAGUGCAUAAAGUGUGAUUGUAACCGGCACUCACUUGAUGACUACUGUGAUCCUGAAACAGGAGAAUGCAAGGUGAGCCAGUCCGACGUAACGUGUUGCUUAUUACCCAGUGACUGGACAUAUUAUAUUUCUUAACGUUUACUCUAACAGAAUUGCCAGCACAAUACGGAAGGGUUUCGCUGUCAUAAGUGUGUGACUGGUUUCUAUGGAAACGCAACAAUUGGCCAACCAUCAGAUUGUAAGCCUUGUCCUUGCCCAAUGACGUCGCCACCAAACAGGUAAGAAGAGCGAAAUUAACCGAACUUCUCAUGACACUCGAACCCUCGAAAACGUGUGCCCUGAACUGAAUUGAAACAACAUCGACUUCUCCUGGACUUCCGUCAUACAAUUACUGAAAAAUCCACCGUAACUCGAAACAUUUAAUAACUCGAACAUUACGCUAACUAUGAGCUGUUUACUUUUCCUUUCCGGUCAUGUCUUUUAUAAAUCAACCCUUCAUAACUCGAACCAGGUUUGUCCUAACGAGUCAAACAAAUAGUAUUGUAGUCUAAAACAUUGAAAAUAUUUUUAGAAGCCGUGCAUUAUUUUUCUAUUUUACGCGAACUUUGCCAGCAGUUUAGAAUACGUUAAAUUGCAAUGCAUUGUAUCUUCAUUCUUUGAACGUUUUCAUUACAUUUGAAUUAUUUUCCAGGUUUAGUCCCACGUGUUUCAUGGCAGAGGAUAAUGAACCGACCUGCGAUGCAUGCCCACCAGGAUAUGGGGGUAGAAAAUGCGACAGGUGUGUUAGAAAGAAGAAAGUUCCUGUACUUACUUUAUAUAACUUGUCACUUCUCAUGAAGCCUCAAACGAUUAAGUAACCUCUCCAAACUUGUAGUAAAAUGUCAGAUAAAGGUCAAAAUUUACAUUUUGUCCAUCCUCUUUCCCUCCAUAAAUGUUAUUGUUUAGGGUUCAGAAGUAUGAGCGAAUGCUGCUUUAUAAAUAAGUGGUGACAUUAUUGAUUUAUGUCCACGAUCGAUGUCAUUUGCCUGCGUUUUAACACCAUUGCUUCCCAACGUUCUUCGAUCAGUUCUAGUCAACCAGUCAUUUUCGUGCUUCAAAUAUAAAAUCCCUUUCUUUCAUGCCCAGUGAGCUCUUUUCCCCUCCCCCUUUCUCGAGUCCAGUCUUCGAUCCUCCCGUGGAUCCCGAACACUGUCUGGUUAUCAACCAAUAAACAGUUUUCAGUUUAAGUGAAAAUUUUUAAUAAACAUAUUCCCAUUGUUUGUAGGUGUGUUGAGUCCUAUGUUGGAAAUCCAACCGAGCCAGGAGGAAAAUGCAACUUAGGUGAGAAUUUGCCAGAUUUUGAUUUUAUCUUAAGUGUUCCUAUAUCAGAUAUAUCUGCAAAGUCGAUGCAACACUUAAAAGUUUGGAAUAUUUGUCCCGAACAUACUUUUUUAAAUAUACUACAUUACAAGAGAUGUUAAAGGCUUACAUCUUGUUUUUUUUAAUACCUUUAUAAUACCGGAUAAGUUAUUUUUAUCAUUUCAAUUAGGAUUUCUCUCUCACUCUUUUUAAUUAAUUUUUUGCAAAUUUGGAAGUCGACUGUAGAUGUGAUGUUCGUGGUUCGAUCAACAGUUCUUGUGAUCCUAUUACCACACAGUGCUUUUGUAAGGUGGGUGAUGAAAGCUAAAGUAUAUAUCUGAGUAGCCCGCGUAGUCAGAACUAAAUGUGCGCCUUAAGCAAUGAGCCACCAAGCCGCGAGAGCGGAAAAAACCUUUAUCACUAUCUUCCGUUCCGAGCCUCCCGCGGCUUUGCAACUCGUUUUCAAGGCCCCCACCGCUUAGCGCAUCUACGUACCUACAAAACUGCCAGUUACGCCGGGUAUACUAAGAGGCGACUUGUCUUAUAUGACAGUAAUGAGUAUAAGGAGCAGAGCUAGACUUUUUUUGUCCGAGUCGUCACGAUUUCAUUACGUCAUUAGCGCACAACGUUAGUGCUGAGCUGUAUCCAACCUCAAAUUUCACUUUUCAUCUGGAAACCGUUACAUUCGGCACGCGACUUGCGUCCGAAGUCACAGUUGACAGUUUAGUAAGUGGCGAUAUGCUCUGUUGACCUAUAGUGUCAAAAAAGAGUUUUAAAGUGUCUCAAUGACGCUCGCGCACUUUUUAAUUCAGUGCACUGGUUUUACAGUAGUUGUGUCAGGAAUUUCAUUGUAGAUGAAAACAAAGAGGUAAUGAAAUUUAUUAUUAACUCAUCGUUUUCCCGUUCCAUUGGCCCUUCCUUAGCAUGUCAGCGUACUUUCUGGUGACAUUCUUUCUUAAAUUGGAACUACUUAUACGGCGUUCAAACCCGUUAGAAGGUAGCUAUAAGAAGAAUUUGAAGUCCUGUAAUUUAAUUAUAUAUGUGAGUUUUCGCGUGGUGACUGACCUCAAGCACAUACCGACUGCCGAUCUCCCAAACCUGACCUGAUCUCAAAUCUGUAAAAAAUAUUUUGUCUGUUCGAUUUAAAAAUAGCGCCAAAUAUAGAUUACUCUCUUCCUUUCCUUCUUCGAUCCCGCUGCGUAUCGGAGAUUUCUGUCCAUCUAAACAGUGUUCGUUUUGUGAUCAACCAAGCUUCAGAAAUUAAAAAUGUCGACGAUAUGAUUUAAGAAAUUAGCGCAACACGAACUGCCAGCCUUUAAGGUUUUUUUUUUUUUACUUUUUUUUUUUCGACUAGACAACUGUGACUCGCUCGUCAAAACGACUUUCGAGAAAUUAGCAUUUUGACAGUGCGUAAAGUUUGCCUCUCAUCCAUGCAUCCUUGUUAUCGCAAUCUUUGCUGUGAGGAGGGGUAAUUUGCGUCUUCCGUACCUGAUAAUCUUUGACAGGCAGAUAUAGUUGUAAGUAAAUAAUCCAGGUUUCUGUUGGUUUAAGUUCGGGUUUCUUUUGUUACGUCCCAUAAACUUUCAUCCAAGACGUGACCCGAGGAAGUUGUAGACACAACAAACGGUAUCUUUGCGAAUUUUUUUUCAGCUAUUUUCGUCAUCGUGUAUCAUUGUAUGGGUCUCCCUUCUCCAGGUCACAAAUGUUUUACGGUAAAUUGCAUGCCUGUUAUUUCUUCCGAUUAGCAUUGCUGUUCUGUUUUUAAUAGCCGCAGAUUUUUAGCACUUGAGAAUCCUUCAUUAAAUGGCAUUCGCGUUUAAAAUUCUGUUAUACACAAUAGAACGUAAUUUCUCUGACUUUCGCUUUGGUUCUUGCUUAGUGUUAGACAACAUACCUGGUCUGUAAGAAAAGCACCACUAAAAGGUAGAUAAAUAUUGGUCUGUUGUAAGCAAAACAGUGCAUUGUCUUUCUUUUCAAAUUGUCAAUUUAUAAUGUGAUCACUUUAGUGAAAGUAUGUUAGUUGUGAUAAGAUAGGAGGAGAGCAAAAUUCCUCAGGAGCGACAGAAGUUGUCAUUCCUAUACAUCGAAAUAUCAACUUCCUGAGUAACCGGACGUUCCCACGAUCCUUGCUUUGAAAGAAGUCUAUUUUGGCUAGAGUGAAACCACGCAUUGUAAAUUACUUUUCGGGAGUGUGGAGAGGGUUGUCUAGAUUUUUGAAUUUUGAAUUUUGAAUCACUCUUUUUCGUGAGCGUGGUCAAGUUAGGAGGGUUAUUGAUAACCUUUCCAUCAUUAAUCUGAUCUAGUUAUUGAAAGUUACUCAUCUAAAACUCUUCUCAAGCUGUUCUUAAAAGAAAGUUAUUUUUUAACGCUGUGGAUAAUUUUACGUAAUGUAUAUCGAUACGUAAACUGAACGAAAGUUUCUUUCAACUCGGUUUCCUUCUGACUUUGUCUCGUCGGGCGCCUUGUUGUGCAAAAGAGGUGCGAAGAUGCCGACAACGUAACCAGAUCAUCACUUAUCUUGCGGGCUUUUAUCAGGGAGACAGAACAUGGCAAGAUCCAAAAGUUGUCGGAUUGGGUUUCAAUUGACACUUUCCUCAAUUGUUAUGCUCAUCAACUGCGACAGGAUUUGAGAAUCUUUCGGUUGAUCAAAUCAUUCCCAGCUUGAACUCCAUUACAAGGAACCGAGUUCUCCUACAGAGCCUCUAAAAAUGAUCUUUCGGAUUGUAAUCUUGAGUGUCAUCUAGUCGGCUAUCUGUCCUAAAGACCGUUUGGGAAAUCUUCCGAAGGAAAGCUGCUUAUCCAUCAAGCCAUAGAAUGAAUCAGUAUUUCUUUCCGAUUACUGCUGCAUUCCUGCAUUUUCUGAUCUGGAUUUCGCCCAUUUCAUCUAGGGUAAGCUUUGCCACUUAUUGAUAGAUUAGCCCUACUAAACCUAAAGCUAUGUUUCUGAAACAACAAGUGGUACGGUAAAAUUUGUACAACAGAUACCUAUUGGAUUUUGCAAAUUAAAGGGGCAUCUACAGCUGUUCAAUAUUACAGUCUAAAAGGGUGUUCCGACUGCAUGGAUGUUUUAUGUAAUUUAAAUAGGGUUUUUCUUCUUACACCAUUCGAGGAGCUGUUCUUACGCAGGCAGGGAAGAUUAAGCUUUUAAUUAAAACCCGUAUGUGCCCACCCAGACAGAGGUUAUUUCUCAAACAGAUGCGAUAAUUUUCAUAUUCAUCGUUUACUUUCUUGCCAAAUUAGGGAAAGCUACGUUGUGCUUAUGUCUCUCAUUUAAGUUUUGAACUCUCCCCAUGGAGAUGAAUGGUUGUAAUUUUUUAUUAGUGAAGUAUGCGUGCUCCAUUCAAAGUGACCUUUCACCUGCUUGGUUCUGUCAGUUUAAUGAACUGAAUGGAAGAAAAAUCAGACUUUUUGCCAAAAUAUGUUUAUUUUGUAAAAUUAGCCAUCACUUCCUCUUUGCUAUGGCAUUCCAUUUUCCGUGUGCCCUAUGGAUCUCUUACGGACCCCUUCGUCUCUGUUUUAUGUAAAUAUUUUUGUACGCUCACAUAUCCUAUUUUCUUUUCGCAUUUUAUCAGUCUCUGAUUUUGCAAAGAACUUGAGCUUAUGCUCAAUGAUUGCCAUUUCGCAGAGGCCAAAAUAAACCCAGUAUUGUGACAUAAGCUUAUCUUACCACCCGACAGAGCCGACAUGUUGUUAAUGGGAAGUGCUCGUGCAUUAUCGUUUACAAUGUUGAGUGCCUUGUGACAUAUGACAGAGUAAUGAAAUAGUUUAGUAGACGACGCUUCGCUGUUCCUGGAGAAACCGUAUGCUACAACUAAAUGACAAGAUCAACAAUAAUUACGAGGAGUUCUAGUCUAUUUAAAGCAACAUCUGCUGAAGGCAACAUACACUCUGGUUUGAUGUAAUUUUUUAGUGGAUAUUUACAGGAGCCAAAUCUCUUUUUGGUCCCAAAUUGGAUAUAGAUCAAAUAUCAGUUUUCCAAGGCAAAAGCAAAGCCGGCAGCAUCAGUUUUCUUUCCAUCAGAGCCCGAAGGCUAUCCUUGAAACAACAAACUAAUCGUCUUGGGACCGUCUUCUUAACGAUGUUUUAUAAUAGGAUGAAAAUAUGCUGAUGCUUUAAGAUCUCAAACACGAAAGGUGACUUCAAUUGGCGUCAAAUGAUGAUUUUGAGAGCCAGGUGCUAACUGAUGGCUCAUAGUAGGUCAUAGUACUGUGUCAAGUACAACCGGAGUCUAAAGAGUAGAGAGAGGCGACUAUUUUAUGUUACAAGAUCGAUGACUGUUUGACUCUUAGCCGCGAAGAUAGACUGGUUCCUUAAUAUAAAUGAUCCUUAGUUUCUCAAGAUCCUACAAAGAUCAAUUGAUUCAUGUUUUUUUAGUAAUUUUAAUGUAGAGCCCAAGAUGUCACGCAAUAUAUUUCCCCCGAUCUCACUCUUACACAACCAACAAGGCGAUGACCACGCGGAAUGGUUUCGGCCACAUAUACAGCUACUUUUAUACACACGUGAUUUAGAGACAGCCCUCAAGUGGAUCGAUCACUUGAUGACAUCGUCUUACUUCAUCUCUAAGACGGGCUAAAUUUGGAACGCUCUCGAAUUUUAAAGUAACUUGUAUGUGUCGUAUGGCUCCACCAUUCUAUCAGAAAGAAGAAAAUCAGAGAAAAACAUAGGAACAUUUCCACUGCAGUUGUGGUGUCCUUGCUGAAGGUUUUUUUUGUAGAUUAAAGAAGUGAACUUAACACUGUCAUCAAGUUAUUUCCAAUUGUUUUGAACAGCAUAGUCAACAUUACAGAACAUUUAGAACAGCUAAAAUUCUAUCAGCUGUGGAUAGUUAAUGUCAAAUGAAAUAGCGCAAUAACCUGACUAAUGUUAGAUUGCAUAACCGACGUAUAAUCACCAUCUUUGCAGCGUAAUUUUGCUAGAAUUUAUAUAUAGCAAAAUGUCAAAUGCAAAGAUGGCGAUGAUGUAUUCAUGCAAUUAUUACUCACCUCCUGUCUCCAUAGAAACAUGUUGAAGGAAGAAAGUGCGACAGCUGUAAGCGAUCCUUCUUCAACUUGCAGUCGGACGAUCCUCAGGGAUGUGUGCCUUGUUUCUGUUUUGGAGUGUCUGCUGAUUGUAAAUGCGCUGAUUAUUAUAAAGACACAGUAAGUAAAUGACGACUGUUACCGUACCCAAAUUUGCAGUUACCCAAUCAAAAGCUAGAAAUUAAGAAUAUUUCUAACAUCACUGAAAGGCUUCCCACUCACUUUCGCUAUAAAGUAGCCGAAUGAGGCAUCUCGGAAAUAGCCUAUUGCUUUCAAAGUUUGAAGAUUAAAGUGAUCUUCGCAGUAAAGAACACUACUUAAGCUCUAGCUAAAAUAAAACCUAGGAAAAAUUCACGCUCGUACGGAAGUUGAACCCAUGACCUCUGCGACACCGGAGCAAAAUUCUCUUCCAACUGGGAGCUGGUCAUUUUGUUGGUUCGUAAUAAACCCUUGAUGUGAUGAAUAAAUGACUACGAUACCGAUGGCUUGUUAGCUCAGUUGGUAGAGCACUCCAUCUGAAAGCUGGUCAUUGUUUUGGUUCUUAAUAACCCCGUGUAGAGAUGAAUCAGGACGACUGUAAAUAUAUGAAUAACGUAUAUUUGAACUGCGGAUAAAAAACUGAAGAUGAGAGCGAUCUUCGCAGUAAUGAAGACUACUAGGCAGUAGUGAAAAUAAAACCUGGAGAAAAUUCAGGCUCGUCUCGGAGUCACACUCGUGACCUCCACGAUACCGGAGCUUAAAAGGUUGGCGUCAAAACUUCCACCUAUCAUUCAUGGUCUAUUUUAUAAUUCCCUCAAGAAGCCAUUUAAGAAAAGUCCCGUUUGAAAAAGGAGUUGAGAAUUAGGAAUAUUAAGCCUCUCAAAAGAUUGCCUCUCUCGAGGCGGUUUGUUUCAUACCCAAGGAAGAGAUGGUUCGGUGACAAUUUGAAAAAAUUUAAAACUGGCGAAAUCUUGAUGGAAAAUUCUUUCAGAAAACAAUUUUUUCGUACCUUAUUGCACCAAGCGUGGCAAAUGUUUUCAGUUCCUGUAAUUUGGUAAUGUCCUAAUAACACUUCAAAUUUGUAUUUCAGAUUCCCUUGCGUAUCGCUUUACUGGAUGGCCCAAACUACUUACGUCUCUCGGACUUAUCACGGGACUCAAUGAUAAAUUCUGGCUAUGAAAUAGAGGGUGAUCCGGGACAUUAUGUCUAUGACUUUGGCAAACCACCGGUAAUUACCUAUUACUGGUUUUUGGGAGAGGAAUUUAGAGGUGACAUGGUAAGUUCACUCUGCAGCUUCCUCGAGUCUCCUUUUCCGUGACUUGUUAGCGACGAAGGCGACCCACCUCUCUAAUUGUUUCAAAAGCUCGCUGUUCGCGUUCACUUGAUAAUGUGACAAUGCUUUUGUUUGACCUAGGGAAAUUCCUACAAUAAAAAUAUUAGGCAGAAUGUUUUGCAAUCCAUUUUCCGCCUCAAUAAAGUUUUUUACUGGUAAGUAUCAAAGGAAAAUUUACUGACUUCUUGAUUUGUUUAGAUCACAAGCUAUGACGGUAUAUUACGAUACACAGUGUCGCAUGAAAUGCAGCCAGGUGGUGAGCUGACUUCUGCAACUGACGUCCAAUUGAGGGUAUUAAUUGAAUUUUAAUACACCAAUUAGUGGUGCUGUCAUUCGGAACUUUAACACACCAAUUAGUGGUGUUGUCAAUCGGAACUCCGCAUGCUAUUGAUUCUUGAAAGCUGUGUAAGGUCACUUGACGUUUAACCUAAAUCGUUAUUCUCGAGCUUGUUUUGUUUGUCGGUCUAGUUUCGAAAAAUUUUAUGCUGGAAGUAUAUGUUUAUUGUCUUGCGCUUUUAGAAAAAUCAGGUUACCGUAGCUACUGGUGUAAUUUCAUGCGUUGUGCAGAAAUGUCAAACGUUUCUUGCGACAAUUAUUAUUGAAAAGUUUUCUCUUUUUGAGGGGGGGAGGGGCUGGUAGUGCUGCGUGAAAAGUUGCACUUACCGGCAAACAAAGAUAAGAAAGAAAUAACGAGAAAGAGAGAAAUUAAUUGGUCGAUAUAUUGCCAUUGUUAUGAAUUAUUUCUAAUAUGGGCCGCACAACUUCAACUCAGUAAAAAACUAUAGAAGAACACCCGCUACUUUUGAGUGCACUAUAGGGCUUCUUUUUCUAAUUCAUUUUAAUUUGCUUCGAUGAUGUUUUUUGCCAAUUUUUUGUUAACAGGGUAGAGGGAUAGUUCUAAUAUUUCAUCAUAGGAGAAGACUUAAGGCAGGGGAAAAAGAGACAUUCGGCCUCAAACUGUCAGAGGUGAGGAGUUACUAAAACUUCAUAUAGCAUUGUAUUCCAUUUUUCGACACUGAAGGCAAUCUGGUGUGUUCAGUUAUAUCCGAACGAACCAGUUGCUCUGAUUCAUCGGGUUUGUCAUCAAUUAAAAGUGUUUAAUGUUAAAGAUAUACUAUUUUGCCAACAACAACUAGGUAAAAACUAACCUCUUUCCUGUAUAAGUCAAAUAACUUGCUUUAUUAUAAAAAUUACAAUGUCCUCGAUUGUGAUGGGUUUAAACAACUCUCAUUUUCUACUACUUCACUCACCAAGUUCAUGGCUAAAAAUCAACUCCAGUACUUGGUGGCCAGUCGGACCAGUUUCCUUGAUUUCUUAGUGGCCCAUCCCAAAAUGAAGUAGCCCUCGAUUUCCUCUAGUUUAAAAUGAAAACUUGAAUAAACGCCCCAUGGCUUUUAACGGAGCGUUAACUAAAAGGAAAGAACACAAAAGUCCAGAGUCACGUGGCAAUCACAAAAUCAAAAUGGAGUCUAUACCUUGUGAAUGUGUAUCACUCGUGAAAUCACUGUUAAAACGGCUCGGAAUUUCCACUUCAGAACUAAAAAUUUACUAAAAUGGAUGAUCUUAGAGUCCAGGCAAAGAAACGAAGAGAAAGGUAGUCCAAUUGAAUUACAUAUUGAGUUUUAUUUUUAACUUUGUACUUCGCAUAAUUUAAAUUGCAACUUUUCGAAAUUCUGUAGCAUAGUCGCACAUCAGGCGUUCAAACCUUAACUUUUAGUGGUCCUGGUCAGGGCCUAUUAAGCCUAUCACAUUCAAAGUUGUAGUUUAAAUCAACCAAUCGUAUUCAAAGUUGUAGUUUGAAUCAACCAAUCACAACCAUGGUUUCAAUCACCAUAGAAACAGUGUAAAGACUCAUAAACUCCUAAAUUUCAGAACGACUUCAAACAAUUUAGGCCUCCUUUGUUAGUCUUUUUAUGAAAAUUUUCCCUUUCUUUCGGCUAUUCUUCUUUUCUCGGAAAUCAUAAUUUUUUUUUUUCACGAUUAAUUGUAAUAAGACUUCGUGUCAUCCAAUCCGGUCUGUAAUCAUACUCGUGAUAUACAGAUCGGACUUCCGCUGCACGGUCGUCCGAUUUUGUUACCACUCGUAUGAUAACAGACAGCAUUGGACUCCACUCAGUUCUAUUACCAUUACCAAUCAUGCAGGAUUGGCUGAGGUACCCGGAUAACGCAGAAACGACCAGAAAUACUGUGAUGACGGUUUUGUCCGCCGUGGAUAGCAUCUUAGUCCGUGCGACAUACAGUACAACUACUACAAAAGCUAGGUCAGAAUUUAAUUACUUUAACUACAAUAUAUCUCAUUUGAUUCUGCCACAAUAUGAUCACCUCUAAUUUUACACCAUCCAGUGUAAAAAUUCAUAUUUACAGUACUAAUAUGGCUCACAUUCAAUGUUUACAUUACUACUUAGUGCAACAAAGACUUACGGAACUAGGAUUGCAUGCAAUGUUAUGUAAAGGUUCUUUGGCGAUUUGUGUUAAAACUUUUUUUCUUCCUGUAUGUAACCUUGUAUUUAUGAUUUAAACCAGACCACUAACGUUAUCUUUAUUUUGUUUGCAUCAGUCUUUACGGAGUCAAAGUGGAGACAGCUGUCCCUCAAGUAACGAGAUUUAGAAAAGCUGAGAAAAUUGAACAAUGCAGAUGUCCACCAGAGUACACUGGAACAUCUUGUCAGGUAAUCUUGCAGGCUUACAAUAGGAUAUAGUUCUGUCGAAUCCUUUUGCUAAGCGUCAGAUAAUUCCAGCAAUCUUCGGUUGGAAGAACUUUGUAAGUAUUAUUUUGUUGUUUCGAAUUCUGAAGACGCAUUAUUAUUUGGUUUAGCUUCUUUCUGAUUUUUGAAAUGAAAUUCGGUCCUCGAUUUUUCAAACUUGUAUCGAAUAGUUUUCACCCCUCAGUGGAAGUUGAAAAGCGAGCUUUUACUUCGGAAUAUCUGUAGAGGGCUUUCCAUUAUAUUUUUAAGUGCAAUGGUAUAAUACGAAAACCUGGAAAAUGUCCUGUGAAAACGUUACGUAAAUCCUUCCCCAUGAACACGAUGAAGUGCGGUCAUAAGUUCAUGACAGUUUUUUGGUUUCAUAUCAUUUUAUAGCGUUGUGCUCGUGGAUACACACGGACUUACCCAGGCCCGGAUUUCUCCCCUUGUGUUCCAUGUUCCUGUAAUCAACACUCAAAAGAAUGUGAUCCAGAGACAGGACAAUGUGUAGUGAGUAAAUACUACAAAAGGGACUGGGAAUUACGUGAAACUGCAAGGCCCCAAUUUUACUCCUGUACAUGCAUAUUCUAAUAUGAAACAACAGAUCGGGGAGAGGUUUAUUCUUACAACUGCAAAGGCUAUAAAUAUUUUCAUAAGAUCAGUAUGAACUGAGGAGGAAGUCCAAACCCUCAGUGCACUAAUUAGUGCACAAACCUCUCGGCCGUCAUUUCUCAUUUGAUCAUGUAUGAUUGAUAACUGUUAGAGCUAGUGUAGCAAGAAGGGGAUUUGUAUAUCUCAAAAUUAUUUUUUGUCAGAAAUGUGAUCACAAUACCGCAGGCUCCAGGUGUGAGACAUGUGCAAUUGGUUUCUAUGGCGACGCGACUAAAGGCACGCCUCAAGAUUGUCAACCGUGUUCAUGCCCUUUAACAGUCUCUUCGAAUCAGUGAGUAAAUAAGUGAAUUUUAAAAAGAUUGGUUCCGGUUAUAUGCUUUUUUCAUAGCUGAUUUGCUCUUUUAAACAGGUUCAGCAAGACCUGCAAGAUAGAAUCAGAUGGUCUACCUGCCUGCACUGGCUGUCAAACUGGUUAUACAGGAAGAACAUGUAAUAGGUAAAGUCGUCUUAACCGCAAACGUUUCAGUUACACUUUUGAAAUCAACUUGCUUCGUUGAAACUACGUUGUUGUUACAUGAAAACCACGGUGUGAAAUGCAUGAUUAUGCAGAUGGUUUUCUAGUGAUGUUGACAUAGCAGACUUCGUUUUUACUUUGUGUUGUGAUUGUUGUAAUAUCAAGUUUAUGCUGUUUAGAUGUGCAAAGGGAUAUUCUGGGGAUCCCAACAAACCUGGCAGAAAGUGUAUCAAGCUACCAGGUGAGAUAAAUUGAAUCCAUCGUUGUAAUUUAGAUGCUACGCAUGAGUUCAUUGUAAACAAGAAUACAAUGGACUGAUUGCUCUCAUUUUUGGGUUUAAAAAUUGUAAUGGAAACUUCUGACUGGACGAGAAAUUUCCUUUAAGGUGAAGGUAUCUGCGUGGUAAUUUCUGCUCAGAGUAUGAUUAAGAAUUAGUAUGCUUCUCAAGAAAAAUGAUAUGUACCUCACUUGGAAAGCUUUUGAUUGUCUCUGUCAGCAACUUUCUAUUGCUUGCUUCCGUAGUAACAAGGUGGAUAUUCCUUGAAAUCUCGGUUUAGAUAAAUACCUAAACAAUGAACAUUAAAUGUCCCUUAGAUCAAAUAAUGACAGUUUGCCGGACCAUUCUUUUUUUUUAAGCGGAAUUCUUACCAAGUGUUAUGAUCAGGCCAAUGAAAAGAACAAAGACAGAGGGAGAUGAUGUUAGGUUUUACUGCUUUGCCAAGGCAAAGCAACAACCACUAAUAAGUUGGUCUCGAGGAAAUGGAAAGACCUUACCCAGCAGGGCUGUUGUGUCUGGAAAAAUUCUGUUAAUUAGUAAAAUAAGGAAAGAAGACGAGGGUGACUACGAGUGUACUGCGAGAAACAUAUAUGGCUCCGAAACUGGUUCAACACAGCUGAGAGUACAAGGUUAGAUACUUAAAUUAUUUUUUAUGAGAGCCUAGAAUGGAAGGAUAUUGUUGAGAGGAACCGUUUGUAUAUGAAAUCGCAUGGGCCCGGAUUAAUUUCACGCGUAUUAUUAACGUUUUCCCAAAAUGUUUGAGGGAAUCGCAUUCGCACACGAUAUCCGCGCGACUAAGCCCUUUCAAUGCCGCCACAAAAGUCAAAACAAACAUAGCUGACCAAUAGAUUCAACGUACAUUUUAUUCUCAAAAAACAGUUAACAACGUUACACGGCUUCAUCCAGUCAAGUUGCAAAAAGGCUCAAUCAGUAUCAAGUAAUCAUGCCCUCUUGAUUACUAAAGGUGUCCUUGUGAUCAAGAAAAAUUUCCCUCUGUUUCAGUCAAUCAGCAUUCAGUAAUAUUGCCCAGCAUGUGAUUUAUGACGAAGUAACGAGUUCACUUUAGGGUUGAUCUCCUCGCGAUUCCUUUUCUCAUUACAACUCUUUUGUUGAGUAUCGAAGUGGCUUCUUGUUUUUCAUCAAAAUGUAAUGAAAGUGAUUUUUACAUAGCCCUUUUAGCAUUCAUCUGUUAAUGUCUUCUAUGUGAGCGUCAACCCUGUUGAAAAUACAAAGUAACCAUUACUUGAUCGUUGUUCUAAAUGUUAGGGAAGAUGGUUAUAUUUACCUUUCACUGACAACCUUUAUUGUGUCCUUAAAUUAGCUCGCCGUGUGGAUCCCAUAAGCGUAACAGUUUCACCAAAAGUCCUUCAUGUUCUUUUGGACCAAAAAGCGCAGUUCACGUGCAGAGCAAAAAGUGUGACCGAGUACACUUUGCAAUGGACUCAGGGCGUGAAUGGAGCACUUCCCAAAGGGGCCGAGAAUGAAAAUGGUGUUUUGACGAUCGAACAUGCCCGGGCCAUCCAUGGAGGAUCGUACACAUGCACCGGUAAAAAUGCCAACAACGAAGAUAUGGUGACGGUACAGCUGAGAAUAGGAGGUAAGGGUGAUCCACUUGGUUGCAUGACUUCGGAUAUUUUGUAGUCUGUAUGAAACUACUUCGUUUUUCUUUUUCAGUGACAAAGCCUCAGGUCCUCAUAAGCCCUGCCAGUUUGAGUGUGCAAGAGGGAGACUCCGCUCAAUUUCGUUGCUCUGCGUCGGGUUUUCCAGCUCCUGAACUUCAGUGGCAUGGUGGUCCUGGCGGUGAAUUGCCACCGGAAGCGAGUACAGCCAAUGGUAACGGGCUUUUGAUAUUUGAUGCCGUGAAAAAAAUUCACGAAGGAGAAUACUUUUGUACAGCUUCCAAUUUGGGAGGGAUCUCCAGCACUGGAACAUUCCUGAAUGUCUCAGGUAUGACGGCAUUUUCAACUAGAUUAGAUUCCAUUUUCCCACUGUGACAGUUCCUCUUUACCUUUUUUUUUUUUUUGGUAUUUUCGUAGCUCCUGGUACUGCCCCUAUCAUUUCGGUCGAGCCCAGUUCGCUGACUGUUUUGGAAGGUGAAGAAGCCUCGUUCCAGUGCUCGGCGAUAGGGGACCCAAAACCCACAAUUCGAUGGUCACGUGAGAAGGGCCAGCUUCCUCCGUCCUCUACCUCUUCAAAUGGUUUUCUACGCAUUUUCCCCACAAAGCUUGAAGACGGAGGUGAUUACGUUUGUACAGCGGCUAAUACAAUUGGAGUGGAUGGAUAUUUGGUGACUCUCACUGUGGAGAGAGGUAAAGUGAUUACCACCAGGAUUAGCCUGUGAUGCUGCCUUUUUUAAAAAGAGGUAGAUGCGUGAGCUAAACAGAGUCGCACAAAGGCAUAUAGCGAGAGAUAGUGAAAAAAAUUAAGAGUCCUACACAGUUCCUUACAUGAUCCCUGAACCGCGACUGAUUCCAGACUGCAAAGGAUUCCCAAACUGAAGCAUAUAAUACCAGUCCAUAAUUCAAAUAUAACAAAUAUACGUUGAAAACAGAUACUACAGACUUGUUUUUUACUCGAGUCAGUUAUGAUUUAAGACAGUUUUUUUUCUAAUGAUUUGUCGACGGGAAAGCCGAGAAGACCAGCAAAUGACGUUCAGAAAAGUACGCAGGUAAAAUAAGGAAAUGAGUAAGUCAAUUUGUGCUGUCCGAUCUGUGUUGUACCAAGUUAAGUCUAAUUAAAGAGAAACAUUUACCGAAAACCAACUGAUUGGUCAUUGGAAGCGACGAAUGGCGGAGAAUUCUUCGAAGUCGAAAAAUUCUUUUAGCAGACAAUAUUGUACCAACCAUUUUUGUGAACCUUAUCAUGCUUAUCUGGCCAAAAAGCCGCCAUGUUUACCACAAGUCAAGAAGUUGUUUCCAGUCCUCUCAUGUUUAGUUCGGGUAACUUAAGUUGAUCUUCCCGCCACUUUUUACGUGUACGGUUACCAGUAAUUCACCGGUCAUUCCGUCUGACGGAAUCGGGGUCUCGAAUAACAUUAAAGCGAUUCUAUUUAGCCUCCUUAAAAGACAACUUGUUAAAAGAUAAAGAUUGACGCUCACUCAAGUCACACGUAGUCUCAAGGUUUUAUCUUUUUUUAGAUACCUCCGUCCCUCCAACUGCGUUGGUGUCACCGGCAAAUCAAACUGUCCUUGAAGGUUCAUCCACCAGCUUAUCAUGCCAAGUGACAGGAGAUCCUUAUCCCUCCCUACAGUGGAGGAAAGUUGGUGGCGAGUUACCGGACAACCACUCCAUUAUUGGUGGAUUAUUGGUGAUCUCAGAAAUAACAAAAGAGGAUGAGGGCAUGUACCUAUGCUUGGCUCAAAACAAGAAAGGUGUCAAACAAGUAACGGCUUUUAUUAACGUCAGAAGUAAGUAAACAGCUCAACAAUUGAUCUUGGUGUUGGGAAGUAACUCUGAACCUCCCGUUUAGAUAUUUCGAAAUAUAUAUUUAUCGAGUUAUGACAACCUAAGCAUUACUCGAUAUCAAUAAUGGGACGUCAAAGAGCUUAGUAUUUGUUUUGCAAUUAAGAAAGGAAGGUUAUGUCAGGUCAGGUGACCUGUAGUUAUUUUUUCUUUGCCGGUAUGAUGCGACCAAACAUUGCUCAGGUUAGGUUACAAGUGAUUAAGCAUUUUUCUAAUGUUGUUCGUUCAUAGAAUUGCUCUAUUGAUGGUACCACAACUCUCUUGAUGGAAUAAAUUAUAUCUGUUUUCUGUUUUCCAUAAACUUAUCCUAACGACGCCUUUUUUUUCUGAACAACUGAUUAAGGCGCGGCGCUAAUGGUUUGUCAUAUUUACUUCAGGUAAAGUGUUGCCAAAGAUAGAAAUCAUGCCGGCGAGAAGGUUAACCGUCAGUGGAGGAGAAACAGUAAUUUUCAGGUGUGUUGUUAAAGCUGGUAAUCCUCCCCCUGCGGUGGUGUGGGAAACAGAAGAGAGUCAACCGUUGAACAGUAGCGAUGAUGGAGUGUUGGUGAUCUCUCCAGCAAACGGUAACAGUCAGGGAAAGUACAUUUGCAAGGCCACAAAUGUAAUGGGAUCUACUGAAGCUGUUGCUCUGCUGAUUGUUCAAGGUAAUCAGUGUUAAUAUGGAUCAUUGCUAUCCUUUCAGUCUCGUAAGCAAAGGGAAAGGUUUGGCUGGAACUGAAUACUUUCCAUAUUAGGUGGAUGCGAUAUGUCGCAUAUGUUAUAACAUGCAGUUAUCGACGUCUGCAUUUUUUCACUUUCAGGUGAACCCAAUAUCAUCACGACUCCUUCCAGUCCUGUUUCUGCGACAACUGGUAAUACAGUCACCCUGGAAUGCGCAGCCGCUGGAGACCCCCCUCCGUCGGUUGAGUGGAUAAGUCCAGAGAGCUCUCGAUCCAGUCUCCAAAUAGUAGAAACUAGGAUGGGUGUAUUAAAACUCACCAUCGAAGACGUAAGAUUGGAAGACCAGGGAAAUUACACCUGCCAGGCGACAAACAUCGUGGGAAUUAGAAGAGAAAGUCUCCAGUUGCUAGGUAAAUAUCUAACGUAGGUGUGGAUGGUUUAUUCUUUACAGGCUACAAAUUUCUUACAAUGCAUAAAAAUUUUCAAACUACGUUUCUAUUUAGUUACUGUGGCCAACGAACCUCCAGAAGUUGUCGUGGAAACUUUGUACGAAUCAGUUAUCGAGGGUUACAAGAUUGUGCUCCGCUGUAACUCGUCGGGUGUACCAACGCCAAGUAUCACUUGGGAAAGAGUAGGCUCUAAUUUACCCAGUGGUGCCUUGAAUAGAAAUGGAAAUCUGACCAUCCCAUCUGUUGCCAGACGAGAUGCUGGAAUAUAUGCAUGUAAGGCUGUGAAUGUUGAAGGAGAAGACGUCGUUAACGUUCAGUUGGAGGUGAUAGGUAAGCAGAUUCCAUUCAACCUUAAGGGAAAAAAAGAUCAUCUACCAGAUUUAAAGGAAUAUUUACUUAAAAUAUUUUUUUAACUUUAUUCUCGCGUCGGCGGAGAUAAAUAAUUGCUUGGGCACUGACUAAGGAUUAAUCUAUCCCCAUCGAUAGUUUCAUCUACUAUAACGUCUAAGGAGAAAGCAGAGACAGCUUCCUGGAUACACGAGAAUCCCAACAGACACGCAAGGAUGUAACUCAGCUCAACUACUAAUAAUUUAGAAGUCAAACCCAAUUUCUCAAAUCCCAGUUAAUUCGCCUAGACGUGGGGGUUGCUCCUCUAGUUAUGUGACAAACUUAGCACUACCUUUUCUUUUCAACCGAUUGCAGCCCCACCUCAAGUAGAAGUGACACCUUCCCAGAGAGCGGUAAUUCAAGGAGAUUCUCUGAGCUUGUUUUGCGUUGCCACACCAUUAAUUCCGGUUAUAUGGUCAAAAAUAAACGGAAGUAUAACUGGCGAAAGUGAAGUAGACAAGGGAAAACUGACCAUUAAGAAUGCGAGUGUGGAACACGCAGGGAAGUACCGUUGUCAAGCCUUCAAUGCUGCAGGUUCCGAUGAAGAUUUUGCAAUCGUAACAGUAGUCGGUGAGAUACCAUUUUGGUUCUCUGUUUUAGGAAUAUUACUUCACGGUUAUGGUUUUCCAGAUCAAAUAUUCACCCGUCUUUUUUCUUGACUUUUUUGAGGCAGAUCGAUUUCAUCUGUUCCGAUGUUCACAGAGAUGAUGAAUUAAUCUUUUGAGAAGAAAUAUUCUUCCAUAAAUUUCCAGAUACUGGAGCGAAAACGAAAGAGUGAUAAUAAAUAUUAUUAAUAAUAGCGCAGGUAAAUUUGAGAAGCAAAAUCGAAAAUAUUCUUUUUUCUUUUCAGAAUUGUAGAAAAGGUGAUGUCAAAGCGCCCUGAAACGGCAUGUAAUCUGGGUUCUUGAGGCUCCUGGAUAUCGUUCUAGGCAAAACACUCAUUAACCAUUAAAGCAGUGUAAUAUAAAGCAAACAGAGAGUUUUCCAUUGAGUUCGCUACAUCAGUGGGUGGCAAUGUAAUGGCGCCCGGGAACUUUAAGAGAGUUCACUCUCUAUGGAUUUUCCAUUAUCAAACUUUUAAAAGAGGGUUUAAAAGUAGAGAACUUAAAACAAUAUAAAUUCAAAUCCAUUUAAUGACUGAGUGCAAGAUUCAUACAUUCUCUUAUAGCUUUUUUACAUUCUUCCUAGUUCGACCAACAGUAACUGUCUCGACAGAGUCCAUGGUAGCCUCACCGAAUUCCAAUGUUACUUUCCGAUGCGACGCUUCUGGUAUACCAGAACCUGUGAUCACGUGGACAAAAGAAGGCAUGAGUCUUCCACGGAGACACUCAUCUUUGCGUAAUAAGUUGACGCUGACUCGUAUUGUGAGUUCAGAUGAAGGUCGCUAUAUUUGUACAGCUACCAAUGCCGCAGGGUAUUCACAAAAAGUUGUAUAUCUCUCAGUUGAAGGUUUGUACGCGUCGUUUGGUGUCAAUUUAAAAACUACUCUUGCUGAAUUGGGAAUUAUGAAGCCCUUAUUUCACCUCAGAUCCCAUAUUGCCCCAUAGUAUGGCACCACUACCGCUCUUCCGAUGACAGAAAAGUGGAGAGGCUGCAAGAGCGGGCAUAAGAGGCCAUUUGCUGUGAUCCGAGUAGCUCGUACGAAGAACUAUAUAGAAAGCUAAUUUUUUAUCUUUGCUUGACCGCAGACUCCAAGACAUUGCCUUAUCAAUGUUUAACGCCAAAAAUAACUUAGUUCCAACAUAUUUAGCAAACCUAUUAAGUUAUAAUAUGGGCACGUAUAACUCCAGGAAUCAAGACGACUUUCUCUUGCCAAGAUACAACGCCAUUACGUUUAGGAGACACUUUUUUAAGAUAUAAGGGCUUGGUAUAAGCUCCCAAAGUCGACUAAAAUGACUGAGACCUCAGGGACCGGUUAUCUACCCAAGGUCUAACUCAAACUACGGUUUUGCGUAAUCAGUGGGCCUCAGACUUUCUUUCUAAGAGCGUUGACUUAGGGAAAUAAAUUUCCUUCCAGUGUUAGCUUUCAGCCCUCUUGACACAAUUCACAAAAGUAAAUGUUCAGAUAAAAGGUCCAGCUAUAUUGAGGAUGUUUAGGACUCGCUUUUUUUAAACAAUGGCUGAACUUUGUUUUGAUGACCGGCCCUGAAUGUUUUUAAAGUGAGAAAGCUAGACCUCACAAUCAUUUUCAGAAUUAAAUAUAAGGAUUCUUAUCUAUGUAAUAAUUAGUUCUUACUUCACAUUUUUCUUUGAAAAUUCAUAUUGAAAUUGUGUGCAGAGAUAAUUAGUAGAUCCUGUUAAUGGCCGGGAGAGUCUUUUGUCUAUUGAUAGUUGUAUUUUUACAAUGACUCUAGAUAGGUGUCCUCGGUUAUUUUCCGUAAUGAAACCAGAACGUAAGAUAUGUUAAUAAAGUUAUUAUUAUUAUUAUUAUUAUUAUUGUUAUGUUUAUUAUUACGUUAAUUUCUUCAAAUGACAGCUGCUUCAGGAUUUGUAUGUUAUCGUUUCAAACGCUUUCAGGUCUAAAAGACUGCAGUGACACACAAAUGAAUUCGAAACCUUGUUAAUUUAUAGAUUUCCCCACUGGAACUAUAACGGGUGGAUCCUCUGUAACAACUGUAGCUGUCGGUGGUUCCCUUACUCUCGAGUGUCAAGGAACAGGAAUCCCAGAACCGGAGAUCAUGUGGUCACGUGUUGACGGUCCUUUGCCCAAUGGAGUAACUACAGAUGGUGGACUUCUUAAUAUUGUAAACGCUCAACUUCACCAUGGAGGACCCUAUGUUUGUAAUGUCACCAACAAAGUAGGCUCUGUGCAAUCCGAAAUUGUUGUUUUAGUACAAGGUUCGUAUAUUUUAUUGAAAUAUAUCACGCUAUUAUUAUGCAGCAACAGAAACCGCAGCAAAAAUGACAUCAUUGAUUUGUUUUCUCUGAGAUUUACUGCAUAGUGGUAACACCACCAUCAACUAUUCUGAUAAUUAUGAGGUUUUUAAAACAGUUGACUCAAAAGAUGAAUGUUUAGGCGACCAUCAAAAAUUUAGUAUCAGGGAUCUAAAAAUGAGCGCAGACCACUCGUUAUUGCCAAAGAAUAUCGCGCAAGAAUACACAAGGUUGCAAACAUCCAUUCCCAGCUGCACAUCACAUUUGAAUUUACCUUUCAGAGGCACCUAAAGUGACGGUUACGCCCCAAAAAUCACGGGUAAAGCUUGGGGAGACAGGGGAAUUUACUUGCAUUGCCAGUGGCUCACCAUUACCCAAGCUAACAUGGCGAAAAUUGAAUGGUUCAGUUCCGAUUUAUGCCACAGUAAGUGAUGGAGUACUUAGAAUUCCUAAUGUAACCCACCAAGAUGCUGGGAUAUAUUUCUGUGACGCUUCCAAUGUCGAAGGAUCAGCACAAGGAAAUACAACUCUUGAGAUAAAAGGUAUUACUUGAAAACAAGUAAUGGUGUUCUCAAGUUUUUAUUUGUUUGUUUUUGUACUGAACAAAGUAGAUAUAGAGUCAAUUUAAAACUAGCAAAGUAUCACUCCGGACAGAUACUGGUCAACAACUCGUAAAACUCGAAGAUUUCAUUAAGGUUUAAAAAAAAAGUAAUGGAUUUCAGUCCUCGAAUAAUUGGCUUGUCGCAAAAGAUUUCUACUGACGGGCUGUAUUCUUCGUCCGUAGUGACCGUGCCCCGUUUUACUCAGAGGCCACUAUCAUACCUCAGCGUACCAACAUUAACUAAAGAGCCGCUUCAUUUUACGGUGGAGAUUGUGUUUACACCAGAGAUGGCAGACGGCCUCAUAUUUUACAACGAUCAGUUUACCAACGAUUCUGUAGGAGACUUUAUAUCAUUUGGAAUGUCGAAUGGAUUUGCUGAGUUUAGGUUAGUGGCAAUUACACGGUUCUGUAGUGAUUUUCGAUUGCGUGUCGUUGGCACCAAAAAAAAGUUAUCAAAGGGGCCCAUCGGAAGGAAGAAUCGGUAAGAACUGAACUGAAAGGAACUGAGGUGAACGGUCCCUUUGCCGGUGGCGCGAAUUUUCUCCACCAAUCAUAUACUGCAGUAUCGCUAAAACAGUUCAAUCCCAAAUCAUGUUUGGCACAUUGCUAUCGAGACGUUUGACUGGAUAUAGCGCCCAUCCAUCUCCUGUCUUGACUCCUGUCUAACACAUUUUUCUUGCAAUCAAAUUUUCUCUUACCGGUAGGUUCAACCUUGGCUUCGAGCCUGCCAUCAUAAGAAGCCACCAACCUCUGCGUCUUUACGAGUGGCAUUCAGUCAUUCUAUCACGUAACGGGAAGGUUGGAAAUCUGACUGUUGAUAGCAAGUCACCUGUUACAGGAAUUUCCAAGGGAGGUAGUACAGGACUGAACUUAAACCAAGAUUUAUACAUCGGGGGAGUCCCUGAUUUUUUGUCGAUAAGUACGCUGGCAGGCUUCAAGUCUGGGUUCAUUGGCUGUUUAAGCUACUUGAUGGUUGAUGGAAACGUUGUAAAUCUUGGUGAGCGAGUAAAGUUCAUUCGCUAUUUAAUUCUCCUUCUGUCUGUCAAGCAACUUAGUCUCCAAAAUUGCCUUAAACGAAAGGAAAUGGCACACAGUGUCUUCCCACCUCACAGAAAAGUGUGCUGUUUUUUAUUUGGUUUGUGUUUUUUCUUCAUCGAUUUUUCAGGGAAAUUGGUAAUGUAAAAUAAACUUUGAGAUAUGUCCAGAAAUGAUUGAAGUAACCACGAUGGCGAAAAUUCGUCCAUCCCGCCAAGCUGAUUUCGCUUUGACGAAUUUGACAAAAAUUCGCCAAAAUCGUCAAUUCCAUGAACAUUUACUCGGUUUGACAAAGUUUCGUCAAAUUUGCCAUUUUCGUUACUACGUGCAUUUCUGGACACAAGUGAAGAUAAGGUUGUUUAUCCCCUUUUAAACUGAUUUCUCGGUAGGAUAUCAAAAAAAUUUUAAUCUAAUCCUACAGAUUAAGGAGUAACAUGAAAUUCUGUUUCAUAAAAAAACCUGUUCUUAAUUGUACUUAUGGACUUCAUCACUCGCUUUCAUUUUUUUCAAUAUGUUUGCAAACGGAGUUCAUUGAUGUGUACUUGUACUGUUUGAUGUAACCGAUCAACCUUAAAUGUCAUUUUCAUAGGAGAUCCCAUUGACCAUAUGGGCUUGGAAGAUUGUAACGUUUGCGAGACAAGGCCUUGCAACAACGGUGGCACAUGUGAAGAGGUUCCGGGAGCCUGGGGCUUUGUCUGCAGUUGUAGGCCCGGCUAUUCAGGAAGAACUUGUCAAGAUGCUGGACAGCAGUGUUCUCCCGGAGUUUGCAAUGAAGGCCGUUGUGAGAAUAUCGGCGACGAAGGUUUUAAGUGUAUAUGUCCAGCAGGUUACUCAGGGGAGAGAUGCGAGGAAGGUUUGUUGGUGCUUAGAAAUUGUAAAACGGGGUAAUCCAUGACAUAAAAUAACUUCUUAUACCGAGCGGUAUUCCUAACCGUGGUAGCACAAAUGCGUGGAACAGGAAGCUCUAUUUGAUAUUCCUGUUUCCAACGAACGCUUGUUCUUGAUCCCCACCACUUUAUUUUUCGAGGAUUAUUGUGUUAUAUUCUGUAGCUCAACCUUUAGUAUCGUUAGAUAUCACCUUUUGGUGCGAAAGGGUAAAAAGAUAUUUCCAGUGUCCCCAAUAAUUGUCGACCCUAUGAAGUUAUAUUGCAUCGAGUGCUCUUUAAUGAGACCCUUUUCACCACUGGUACUAGUCAGCUAUUUCUGACCACGUGUACGCACCCUCGCCUUUUAACUCUUAUAAAAACUUUGAACAGUAACAUAACGUCUGAAAUGAAAGAAAAGCCUAACAUGCUGAAAGGAUUGAUUGAUUUCAAAGUAUGGCUUGUUAUUCUCCUUAUGAAGUUUAUCUUUUUUCACUUUUUGCAGGAGCUCUCAUAGAGACGCCUAUGUUCGAUGGGCAUUCCUUUAUGUCAUUUCCGGGAAUCGAAGGCGCUCUCCAACAAUUAAAACUUGUAAUCAGAUUCAUGAUUCAUAAAUCAGGAAACAUGCUUCUGUUAUACAAUGGUCAGAGGCAGUUCCCUCAGCGUGGAGACUUCAUUUCUUUGGCCAUUAUUGGUGGAAAAGUUGAGUUUAGGUUUGAUUUGGGAAGUGGUCCUGGAAUUGUGCGAAGCGCAAGAAAUAUUACUGUUGGACAAUGGCACACAGUUCACCUGGAACGUACGCUGGAUGAAGGCUCGCUAACACUUGACAACGAUCCACCUGUAACAGACGACUCCCCAUGCUGCACAAAGGGGUUGAAUCUUGCAUUAAACUUAUUCAUAGGAGGCGUCGAGAACUUCGCAGUGAUAGACACACGUAAAGUUGGCGUCGGCUCCGGACUAGUUGGUUGUAUAUCUGCCAUGUCUGUAGAUGGCAGAGAGAUAAACUUGAUAAAGUCAAACCUUGAACUGCGUAAUAUCACGCAGUGUACAGAAUGUUUUUUACCCUGUGAAAUAGAACCCUGUCUAAACAAUGCCACGUGUCUACCAAUUGGUAAGAUUAGUUACAGUUGUUCGUGUGCUCAGGGGUACACUGGACGACACUGCGAGGUUCCUUUGGUUGGACCACUGAGGAACAAUACUUGUCUCAAUAACGGUGUACUCCUAUCCACCUCGGAUAGCAUAUGUUCCUGUCCGUUAGGCUUUAGAGGAGAUAGAUGCGAGAAUGGUAAGCGUUUAUUAAGAGGCAGCGCUAAUUUGCUUUGGACGACACUAGUCCGUGAAGAAAAGUGUCCACAUAAAUAUUUUCACCAACCUUUUGUUACAGAACACAUAUGAGGCCACCGCCUCAGUUAUCGGAACCACUUUGCCAUUAUGUCUUCACUCAUAUACAGCAUUUUGGACUAACCACAAUUUCCAUCCAUAUGUUUACAUUUCGCAUUUACAUGAUAAUAUAAUUUUAGUAAACUUAUUUUCUCAAUCUUCUUUUUUCAUGUGCGUCGUCUUAGUCAUUAAGCAUGAAGCAAUUUGUGUUCCAUUGUAGUUGUUCAACUCGGUGACAGUGCAGCCUUUAACGGAAAUGGCUACUUACAGUUUCCAAGCUCUACGAUGCGAGGACCUAGGUAAGACUUGGAAUUUUCCUUUCCUUAGUGUGCAUUUCCAAGAGGUUAAAACGAGAACUUUUGUGCUGUUUGAAGAAGGAAUUGUUCGACUUUUUUUCGUUAUUUAUAGGGUAGUAAAACCAGAUUACAUGUCAUUAGAGAUAAAAACCAACGCCGAGAAUGGAGUCAUCAUAUGGCAAGGCCAGGUUAGUGUUGAUUAUUUUUAUUCAAGAAAAAUAGCUCUCACAGAUAUCACGAAAGGUAACAAAUCUUUCCCAUUCUAAAAGGACACUAAACCGGUUAAUUUUCCAUCUUUCUCAUAGAGAGGAGAUCACUUCGCAAUUGGCUUAAGAGAAGGUCGCUUGGAGUUCAGGUCAGUCUAGCUUGUGCCUUUCUUUCACUCUGUGAACAUGAAAGUAUGAAUGAUGGGAAAGCAAAGUACGUUGUGAGAACUUAAAUCUCGAGAUUGGUACUUAAUGUUUUCACUUGUACAGUUAAAGGUGGCUACUAAUGCUUUAUUUUUCUAAUCAGAUUCGAGCUUGGCUCUGGCCCUGCUAUUCUCAGAUCCUCGUUACCAGUCAACGACGGGGAGUGGCACUCAAUCGAGGUUUUCAGGUAAGGAAGCCUGCGCAUCGGAUUAAUUAUAGCUAUACAGGAGGAAGUGUGUCCUUUCCUCGUAAAGUCGUUGGCUGAGGGUUAGCAGUAGGAUCACUCGAGUCCUAGACUGACGCACAAGCAUAAGGCCGCUUCGAACCCUUCUGUAAGGGGAAAAGGGGCUGAUUUCUCUUCUUGCACGGUUUUUAGGAGUUACAUGGAGGGCUCCUUAAUAGUGGAUGAUCAAGAACCUGUCAAUGGUACAUCUGUCGUAGGAAGUAGGGGACUGAAUAUCCAGGGGUCUAUAUUAGUAGGUGAGUAGCUUUAUUAAGAAGAGUUGACUUGACCAUCAGGGAAGUAGUUCUAGUUUUAAAGAGAGCCCAAGCAGACUGUCGACCGCACUAGGCAUCCCACAUUUGUUGUACUCCACAAAACCUUCGGUGGCUUCAUUAAUUUCAAGAAGUGCAGAAAGACAAGAGGUCAUAAAAGGCGAUCAUCAGUCUCGUUGAGAAGAUUUACCAAGAUAUUCACGAAAUAAAAGAGGGAAAAGGGCAAAAGCGGGAUCUUACGCUAGGGUCUGAAUUUCAUGUGGGGUAAUGUCACGUUCUUUUGUAAUUAUCAAUUCUUACUUUUCCGACCAAAAGGGGUCACAUGUACUCUCAAGAGAAGGUCAUAAAAGGCGAUCACGAGUCUCGUUGAGAAGAUUUACCAAGAUAUUUGCGAAAUAAAAGAGGAAAAAGGGCGAAAGUGGGAUCUUACGCUAAAGUCUGAAUUUCAUGUGGGGUAAUGUCACGUUCUUUUGUAAUUAUCAAUUCUUACUUUUCCGACGAAAAGGGGUCACAUGUACUCUCAGACCCUCAAUUAAGAAGAGUAGAACUAGUGUUUUUCUUAUCACUACUUCAUUUGAAACAUCUUAUGACAGGAGGAGGUGAAAACAUCGCGGAAAUGACUUUCAACAAAUACGAUACCGGCUUCCUAGGCUGUCUAAGGAACGUUUACUUCAAGACCAGGAAAAUUAAACUUCAAGCUGACGCUUCUGGCGGCUGGAACGUUAUUCCUUGUGAUGGCUAGCUCUCUAAGAUCUAAUAUGAUACGACUAACAUCGCAUAUUACAGAAAUUCUUUGAACUAAGCCGCUGUUGGGUUGUUUUUCAUUCUGGAAGAUGGAUGGUGAACUUCAACGCUUUUUUCGCGUUUCAGUUUGUCCAGCCAUGCAAGCUUUAUGAGCGAUGCCUAACAUGUCAAAUUAUUCACUGCUAACUUAACAAUGUUUUAGACCAGGCGUUUGAACUGAGGAAAAUCGUGUCAUCUUCUGAACUUUCCUCGAUCCAUUUGGAGAAUAUGAAGUGUUGAUGGAAGUCCUUGGUGGGAUGAACACACUGGCUGAAGGCACAGUUCAUUAUUUGUCUUGCUGAUUAUACACGUUUGCCUCUACGCUUCAGCCAGAAGUUGAUUCGUUUUCUGAAGAGGGGUCGUGGUUUGCUAGAUCCACUGAUGGAGAGUUCUGUGAACAAACUUUUUAACGAGUUCCUCCUGAAUUUUCUAUAAAUAACUUAACUUUAAGAGUCUAUCUAUAUAUUCAUAUAGAAAGCUUGAUAUGAACAAAUUAUUUGCCCUCUUUUUCUUCAACCACAAUAUAUCACAAGAUUUGCAACCUACCUGUUGGGGCGCUGCGUGACACAGUCGUGAUCUAGCAAUAACUGAAAACCGCGGUUUUGUGAGCUCGUGAGGGGAUUUGGACAGAUACACUUAACUUAUACAUGUCGAGGGUACGUUGUAGGUAUCUGGACGAUACGUACAGUCGUUUUUAUAAAUCGCUUGCCAGUUUAUUCAUGUAUGUCUUAAAUACUGGAUUCCAGGAAUUCUUCUUGUAUAUUAUAGACCUCGUUUCAACGACUUUUAAAAAUGCAGGUAAUGUCCUCGGGCACUCAAAGUUUUUCAACCUAUAACUAAAAAAAAAACAUUAUUGUUCUCGGAUAAUUUUAUUUUUGUAGCUCGAAGUAUAAAAGUCUUGUUUUGCAAAGGUUACUGAUGGAACGUGUCUCCAAGAUUUCCGCUGAAUACUUGUCUUGGGUUUUUCAUGCCGAUUAUAAGCUGGGCACAUUAUAUAUCACUACGCGAAUAUGUUUUUUUAAACGAUUUAUUUACAAGGAAAUAUCCUUCUCCACUUGUACCUUUUAAGUUUUCAACACUGAGGUCUCCCAAUCAACUUUUGCUUUUCUAUUGUCUCCACAAAAAAGACAUAUUGUCUAUAUAUACCUUCGAAAGCAGCAGAUUUAAAAAUAAUAAAAAAAUAAAGCCUUUAUUUGAGAAAAAACAAGUAAAGGAGCAAAGGAGUAGAAUUGAAGUCAAUGUUUCAGCAACUUAAUGAAAAGAAGAUUAUUCCUAUCAGAAAUGAGUAAAGAAUGUAUGGCUCUUCCAUCCCACUCACACUUGCCCUAUCAACUUGCACGCUGUUGUUUAGAGGAUUAUAAGAAGAAAUAGCUUUUAAGCUAUAAAAGAUUAAAAGCUUUCGUUUAAAAGUGUAAAAGAAAUUCACACUUUCAGUGUCGAUCGGCAAUUUGUUCUAAGCGAGGAACAACAUUCAAUUUAAUCCCAAUAAGUUUUGAGAUAUGACGUCAUUGUAUAUGGGUUACUUCUCAGUAGCUAGUAUCUGAUUUA